GACGAGAGAGAAAGAGAGGUUGUUCUGUAAAUUCUAGCGUUGGAUGGGACCUUCUCCACCAUUUACAUUUUCACUUUCUUAAAUCGAUACAGACGAUAUAGACAAUAUAUAUAUAUAUAUAUAUAUAUAUAUAGAUCGAUAGAUAGAUAGAGAUACAUUGAUUCUACAAGAUCUCUCUCUCUCUCUAGCGGUGGCUUCUAAUCAGAUCUUGAAACUGCAAAAUUAUUCGACUUUUCUUAUAGUAUUGCAGGCGGUGAAGAUGUCAACUUCUGCAAGGAAGAGGUUGAUGAGGGACUUCAAGAGGUUGCAGCAAGAUCCACCUGCUGGAAUAAGUGGUGCUCCUCAAGACAGUAAUAUAAUGCUAUGGAAUGCUGUUAUAUUUGGACCUGAUGAUACCUCAUGGGAUGGAGGUACGUUUAAGUUGAGUCUUCAAUUUAACGAGGACUAUCCAAAUAAGCCACCAACAGUUCGCUUUGUUUCUCGCAUGUUUCAUCCAAAUAUAUAUGCAGAUGGAAGUAUUUGCUUGGAUAUUCUCCAAAAUCAAUGGAGCCCAAUCUAUGAUGUAGCUGCUAUACUUACCUCCAUCCAGUCGUUGCUUUGUGACCCGAACCCAAACUCACCUGCCAACUCAGAAGCUGCAAGGAUGUUCAGCGAAAACAAACGCGAGUACAAUAGGAAAGUAAGGGAGGUUGUUGAGCAGAGUUGGACUGCAGACUAAUUCUUCCCGAGGUGGUAGGGUGGUUGGUCCCUAUAAUAGAGAUACUGGGAUUUUAUUAGAACUUGAAAAAUGUUUUCAACACUUUGUGAACUCUUGAAUGAUGAACUACCAACAACAUCACAUAUUUUCUUGGGUUCAUUUUGGGGUAUUCAGUUUCAGACAAACCUUGUGCAUAUAUUGUUGAUGAUCCCCCUCUGCUUAUUAAGGUUGAUUGCUUCAAUUCUGCUACUCAUUAUUGUACUGAAUUCUGCUUAUAUCAGUUUUAGUGUUUGUGCCUUUUAUGUU
Messenger RNA from Impatiens glandulifera, 1003 nucleotides. RefSeq names its product ubiquitin-conjugating enzyme E2 2-like. NCBI's taxonomy places the organism in Eukaryota, Viridiplantae, Streptophyta, Magnoliopsida, Ericales, Balsaminaceae. Bases 260 to 718 code for a protein of 152 amino acids. The transcript has 6 exons. The record is from RefSeq and is a predicted model, not a curated record.